This is a messenger RNA of Cricetulus griseus (Chinese hamster), 487 nucleotides long. The record is from RefSeq and is a predicted model, not a curated record. Lineage: Eukaryota; Metazoa; Chordata; Mammalia; Rodentia; Cricetidae.
AUGGCCUUGCCUUCAGCUUUGAGGGACAUGGCCCAACUCCAUAUAGCAGACCAACUUUCAGAUGUCAUGGAAACACAAAUGUCCACUGCUUUUACCUACAAGUACUGUAUUGAUAUUGCAGCAUGUCUAGUGUGCACCUGCUGGGCUUCCCUUAAAACUCCUGGAAAAGGAGGGCUGGGCUAUAGCUCAUUUGAUCCAGGUCACCUCGCCGGAAGGUCUCAGGCUGAAUUUGACAAAAUUGCUGAGGAGGUGAAGCACCUCAAGACCCAGCCAAGUGACGAAGAAGAGAUGCUCUUCAUCUACAGCCACUUCAAACAAGCCACCGUGGGUGAUGUAAAUACAGAUUGGUCCAGGCUUUUGGACCUCAAAGGCAAGGCCAAGUGGGAUUCCUGGAAUAAACUUAAAGAAACUUCUAAGGAAAGUGCCAUGAAAACCUAUGUGGAGAAAGUGGAAGAGCUGAAGAACAAAUACGGAAUAUAAAAGACCA